AAUUCGACUUCUGCGGAGGAGCCGCGGGACGCUACUAGAAUAGAGUUACCUCUUGUGCUCCCGCUGCCAUUUAAAUUGAUUGCCAAGAACGACAGCUCUUUUCUCCACAUCCACUUGAACUGCGACUCUUUUGCGACUUGGAUCAACACCUUAAAUAUAGCGACGUGUAUUUUACAUUACUGCGUACAAUGCCCAUGACGAAACAAUUCCCUACAAAUUUAGUCCACACAUUAAAGACACAUAAUGGGCCGGUGAAUGCCGUCACAUUCUCCAGUUAUCCUGGAACAUACGUUUUGACCGGUUCGUCCGAUCGCGCUGUCCAUCUCUCCCGCGCGAUACCCAACAAACCUGGUACGGAAACGACAUCCCCAAUUCAAAAGUACGAAGCGCACGGGUACUCGGUGCUUGAUGUAGCCGUCGCGGGUGACAAUUCCCGCUUCGCCAGCGUUGGCGGAGACCGACAGGUUUUCCUCUGGGAUGUGGAACAGGGCAUAACUGUAAAGCGAUGGAGUGGGCAUGGGGCGCGUGUUGAAGCGGUGCAAUUUGCAGGCGAAGGCGAUUCGGUCGUCGUUUCUGGCAGCGCAGACACUACGAUUAAUCUCUGGGAUAUACGAUCCAACUCAACGAAGCCAAUCCAAACCCUCACCGAAGCCAGCGACACGGUCUCAUCCAUCCACGUUCACACCCCUACGUAUUCCAUCGCAAGUGGAAGUUACGAUGGCCGUGCCCGUAUCUACGAUGUUCGUAUGGGUCGUACAACGGUCGAUGUUCUCGCACACCCGGUAACGAGCGUGCGCUGUUCGGCGGACGGGAACGCCCUUCUGGCUUCAACAUUAGACAGUCGCAUUCGAAUGCUUGAUCGCACUGAUGGAAAACUUCUCCAGGCGUUUGGGGGCGGAGAUAAAGGUCCAGGGAAGACCGGGUAUCGGAAUAGCGAGCUGCGAAUCAGGUCUGCAUUUGCCAAGGGGGAUGCGAUAGUACUUAGUGGAAGCGAAACGGAUAAGGCAGAUCGGUCGGCCCAGGCGUACAUAUAUGCUUGGGAUGUUGUGAGCGGGGAGCUCGUUGCUAGUGUUCCAGCUGGCGAGGGUGUCAAGGUUGUCAGUUGCGUGGCGUGGAAUGAGAAGGGGGGAUGUUGGGCCGGUGGUUGUUCCGACGGCAGCGUCAAAAUCUACGGCUAAAGCAGGCUCCGUCAACCGAUGAAUAAUUAACUUAAACAUACCACGUGCAUGAGUCAUGUUGCACAUAUCACUUUCACCAACUACAGCCCAUAGGCUCCUACCCCCAAGAGAGGCGAAGGCAUCGCAAUCCCUAAGAGGAAAACAUCGUGGCACAGAUCGCUUUCCUGAGACAAGGCAAACCACUCAAGCGAUAUCUUAAUCUCCACAGCUCGUAGCCACUUGCCAAGUGUGCAGUGCUUCUGCGUUCACUGAUAGCCAUAGGGCCUCAGCUGCGCCACCACUAAGACUUCAGAAACUUGGUUAUACUUUCCCCUCCCACAAACGCAUGACACAGUCACAAACACCGAUCUAUUGAUUAGUUCCUUUGGUUUUGUGGGAAUGUAUGGAUUGCCACCAUGGAGUAGUGAGGGUUCAUUCGCGGAGUUUUACCAUAAGACGAGGCUGGGUUUUAAAUUGGUCUAGUUCAAGCUUUUAGGCCCCUGCAAUUACGACUAUUGUGGUUUUCUCAGCUGAUGGAGGUUUGCCUUGGAAGUCCUAU
Molecule: messenger RNA, 1716 nt
Organism: Aspergillus pseudotamarii
Lineage: Eukaryota; Fungi; Ascomycota; Eurotiomycetes; Eurotiales; Aspergillaceae
Product: WD40 repeat domain-containing protein
Exons: 4
Coding region: 189-1178 (329 amino acids)
Biological process (GO): mRNA splicing, via spliceosome
Cellular component (GO): catalytic step 2 spliceosome
Molecular function (GO): protein binding
Source: RefSeq, a predicted model, not a curated record